AUGUGUUUGUGUCUGUGUUCAGAUUUACCCGAGAUCAGCGUGAGCCACAGCAGCGUCUUGGCCACGGAGGGCGAUAACCUGACCAUCAGCUGCAAUGGGUCAGGGUCUCCACUGCCAGAGGUGGACUGGACCGUGGGGGGUCUGCACUCCAUCAACACUCACCUGUCCAACGUGUACUGGCCGAACAUUCACUCCAUCAACCUGAACCUUUUCAACAUCAGCCGCGACGACAACAACUUCCAGCUCACUUGCAUCGCAGAGAACGAGGUGGGAAUGACCAACUCCUCCAUCCAAGUCAACGUCCAGUUUCCUCCAGUCAUCCUCAGAUUGGCCGAGCCGGAGCAGCGGCACGACACCUGUAUCGAGUUCACCGUGAGGGGAUACCCACAGCCCAAACUGCGCUGGUUCUACAAGAAGAAGGAGAUCAUGCAGAACAAAUACAUCCGCACAGAGAUGGACUUCUACCAAGAUUAUGUGGAGGGCUGCCUGACCUUUCAGAACCCCACACACAUCAACAACGGCAACUACACUCUGGAGGCCAGUAACGCCCUGGGCACAGUCACCAAGACCGUAUACGGGCAUUUCCUGACCGAGCCCGACACAGGCGUGGAGAAAGGAGGACUUAAGGGGUGGGGGGCAAAGAAUAAGAUUAAGAGGUCGGCGUUCCAUGAUGAGCCCCCCUCCCGCCCGCUGCGUUGUGAUCUGAAUAUCCAUGUGCUGCAGUCAAACGCUCCUGGCUCCAUGGCUCCGUGUCAUAAAUCGGCAGCUGUGGUGUGGCUCCGGUGCUUCGCUGCUAAUCGCUCAAACAAAGAGGGACGAUCUGACCCCUCACCUCCAUCACAGGCUCCCUCCGUCUACACACAAGUCCAUUCUUUCCCAUCAAUGCUGGAGUAUGAAGCUGCAGCCGGGGCCGGAGGGGCAGGAGCAUGA
This is a messenger RNA of Knipowitschia caucasica, 930 nucleotides long. NCBI's taxonomy places the organism in Eukaryota, Metazoa, Chordata, Actinopteri, Gobiiformes, Gobiidae. The record is from the annotation of a GenBank genome assembly.